UGGCGGGCACGUGUCAACUGUCAGUAACUAACAAUCAGGACCGAAUGCAACUGAUUUCAGGACACUCCCUUUUAGUAUAAGAAAGAAAGAGCUGAAAUCGGCUAAAACAAAAACAAAACAGAGAGAUUUUCUCUUUCUCUUUCUUUGUCGAUUUUCUACUAUUUUGUCUGAAGAUCUGAGAGAAUGGGGAGAAUGGAGUAUUUGGCGUUGAAGACAGACCAAACAAGCAGCGAGUUGAUCGCAUCUGAUCUGAAAGAGCUUGGGAAUGCUGUGAAGAAGCUCGCCAGUCACGCCACCAAGCUCGGAUUCGGCACGACCCUCCUCAAAUGGGUGGCAUCGAUCGCAGCAAUAUAUUUGUUGAUCUUAGAUCGAACGAACUGGAGGACAAACAUGCUGACAUCACUCUUGGUUCCUUACAUUUUCUUGAGUCUUCCUUCGGCAUUUUUCGAUUUUUUAAGAGGAGAUGUUGGGAAAUGGAUCACCUUCAUCCAUGUUGUUUUACGGCUCUUCUUUCCUCGACAUUUCCCAGACUGGUUAGACAUUCCUGGGUCGUUGAUUCUUCUGGUGGUUUGUGCUCCUCAUCUCUUUGCCCACACGUUCAAGGACAGUUGGAUGGGUGUUGUCAUAUGCCUGGUUAUUGGUUGCUACCUCCUCCAAGAGCAUAUCCGAGCAUCAGGUGGAUUCCGAAACUCUUUCACUCUGAGCCAUGGGAUCUCCAACACGCUCGGCAUCAUUGUUUUGCUGGUCUAUCCCAUUUGGCACCUGGUACUGCACUUCCUCUAAGACCAUUUCUACAACAGCUCUGUUAUUUAGCUCCAAUGGUUUUAUGGCUCAAAAACCGUCACUUGAUUUGAUUGCCUUGUAUGUUUCAUUUGUUGGUUAAAGACAUUGAAGUUUGUUAUGGUACCUUUUCCUACUUGCA
This is a messenger RNA of Magnolia sinica, 922 nucleotides long. RefSeq names its product cold-regulated 413 plasma membrane protein 2-like. Lineage: Eukaryota; Viridiplantae; Streptophyta; Magnoliopsida; Magnoliales; Magnoliaceae. The transcript has 4 exons. The coding region runs from base 184 to 783 and encodes 199 amino acids. Gene Ontology annotation, cellular component: membrane. The record is from RefSeq and is a predicted model, not a curated record.